Molecule: messenger RNA, 738 nt
Organism: Camelina sativa (false flax)
Lineage: Eukaryota; Viridiplantae; Streptophyta; Magnoliopsida; Brassicales; Brassicaceae
Source: RefSeq, a predicted model, not a curated record
UUCAAUAAUAAAACGGUGUUAGUAAAAAUAAGACGGCUGCUAACUCGUCAAAGUUGCGGAACCCUAACUAAAGCCUCGACCGAAAUCUCUCGCCGGAGACGAAACUAUGCAGUGUUUGGGGAUGGCCACGGACCGUCUCUCUUUUACGUCCUUCCUUCCAAGGUAUCAGACUCCAUAUCUAAAGAAACAAUUGAAGCCAACAAGAGUGUGUUUCUCCAACUUUGACUCAUUCCCAAAAUCAACUGUUCCUCUUCCAGCAUCAUCAUCAUUCAACCAUAUAUUUUCUCGUGACCGAAGACUAACAAAGCCUCUCAGUAUUGUCAGAGCAUCUACGAGCGAAAACUCGACCUCAGGAGCCACAAAAAGAAUGGAAAACAGAUUAUUCGUCGUGUAUUGCUGCUUAGGGUUCAUAUGGAUAAUCGAUGACUGCCAUCUGCCUCAUUACUUCAGGUUUCACAUGAUUAUGAUAAUGCUUCUGGAUGCAAGCGAAUUUUUCUUCCCAUCUAUUAACUUCAAUGCAUGGUAUAAGAAGUAUUACCUGAGGAUGCUGAUGGGGUUUAGUUGCACAUGCCUCCUUUUUCACUUGUUGUUGUGCGCAGGGGAUGGAAUCUGUUUUCUAACUCCUAUCGUCAAAGCAUGUUGGCCGUUUUUGAAACAUUUUUCUGUGGGCCUCUACCAAAUAAUUUUGACUAUCUAUAGGACUUGUAUUAUAUGAUCACUGGUAAUUUUUAAUUCGAC